Messenger RNA from Oryza brachyantha (malo sina), 1335 nucleotides. RefSeq lists its product as uncharacterized. The record is from RefSeq and is a predicted model, not a curated record. Bases 1 to 1335 code for a protein of 444 amino acids. NCBI's taxonomy places the organism in Eukaryota, Viridiplantae, Streptophyta, Magnoliopsida, Poales, Poaceae. The transcript has a single exon. Gene Ontology annotation, molecular function: protein binding.
AUGACGCCGCUGCGCCGAAACCAACCACGCGCGGCCCCCGCCCGUCUCGCGUCGUCGUGCCACAAAGGCUGGCUCUCGCUGCGCCGGCGGCGAUGCCGGAGCACCACGAACAGACGCAUGAAGAAAGAUAGAAACGGCGCCAUGAUGAUGGGCCUCGACGACGAUGUGCUCAGCAGCGUCUUCACCCACAUCUCGGAAGCUGGAGAAGUAGUCCGCUGCGCCGCCACGUGCCGGCAGUGGAACCGUGCCAUCGCCGACUCGGCCGUCGUCAUCGGCCGUUCCCUGCGGCUGCCGGUUUUACCACGCCUGGCCCUCGGCUUCUUCCACCAGGAGGCGACAAGCAAGCGGAAGCGCUCUACGGAGGAUCAGCUUUGCCGCUUUGUCCCCACGGCUGCCGGCGUUCGGCUCCUCGGCCCAUCCUUCCGCCCGUUUGAGGACGGCGAGCUCUUAGAGAUGUCCCGCCCGGUCACGUCCCGCAACGGCCGCGUUGUCCUCGAGCUCCAACGCGAGGGGCACGCCGACGCACUCAAGCUCUGUGUCUGGAAUCCCAUGACAGGGGACGUCGCAAUGCUCCCUCCUCUCGGCGGUGACGACAAGCCAGGAGCCUUUGCAUGCGCCUUGCUCACCGCCGACGACCUCGACCCGCUGCGUUGCCCCUCGGCAACCUUUUUCCGCGUCCUCAUCGUCUACAACCAGCGAGCGUUCACCGUGCUCCGCUCCUACUCGUCGGACACCGGUUGCUGGAGCACUGAGUCCAGACGGUCAGGGCCGAAGAUGAGCAGCUACACGCUCCAGCAGCUCAGGCAGAGCGUCGUCCAUGACGGCGUGGCCUACUGGCCCAUGGCGCAUACGGCAUUAGCGGUGCGCAUCGACACACCGGAGCCUAAAGAGGUGGACAUGCCGCCAGCAAUUCGGAACGCGCCACGGCACAACCAUUUGCUCGGCGUCACAGCGGAUGGUAACCUGAGUUUCAUCGUCACCUCGUUGUAUCACGACGGCUCUGCCGGAGUGUCAAGCUCCGACUGCCUUGCGGUCGGCAGCAAUGGCAGUUUGACCAAUGAACCGGUGGACGAGUGUACAUGGCGCGUCAGGUCGCAAGAGCUGAGAGUGCAUCAUGUGGACAGCAUCAACUUAAGAUGGUUUUGCGAGAGGAGUGGGAUGCUCUUCUUCACGGUCAGCGCCAAAGGCAGCUCAACUCCUGGUUGCUAUGUGCUCAACAUUGCGGCCAAGGAGCUUGAGAAGGUGGCUGAUGAUGUUGACUGCAGUUCGUGGAGGAACUUUGUUGGAUAUGAGAUGGAUACGGCAUCUUACCUAGCUUCCUUAGCAUGCCAUUGA